Molecule: messenger RNA, 1242 nt
Organism: Rubroshorea leprosula
Lineage: Eukaryota; Viridiplantae; Streptophyta; Magnoliopsida; Malvales; Dipterocarpaceae
Source: the annotation of a GenBank genome assembly
AACAUCAGGAUAGGGAAGAAAAGGAGCAGAAGAAGCAAGAGGACUGGUGGAUUAGAAUUUGUGAAAAGAUAACUGUAGAGAAAAAUUUCCCGAAUGAUGAGAUCAUUGGAAUGUAUCUGUGUGACAAUCAUGGAAAGUUUACUGAAGCUGGCCCCUCACUAUUAUGGGAUCACCCAAAUACUGAUAUGAUAGUUGAUUUCUUGGUUUUCCAUCAGCACUGGGAGCCAUCUUACAUUCGUCAGCGGAUGCUUCCCAUGCUAUCAACUAUAUAUUUGAGAGAAAUGGCCACAAAUCCAACGAAAAUCUUAUUGUAUGGGCAAUAUGAAUUUCAUUCUAUUCAGCGUGUGAAGAUGAGAUAUGGACAUCAAUUUUUUGUAGUCAAGUGGAAGAAAGCCACAUCAGCAGCAGGCAGUCUCAUGUGUACUGUUCCUGUUGAAGGGUAUGGUCUGCAGCAAGAACAGUUUGUAGAAGCCAGUGAACCCAUUGAUUUGCUUGAUGAGUCCAUUGAACCCCAGAUUCACGUUGACAAUGGCUGUUGGUUCUUGUUGACAGAUGAAGCUAUGGAUCUCGUUCAUUCAACUUUUCCGGAAGAAACUGCCAGAUUUUUACAGGAAAAGGAACUGAAAAAAUCGAAAAGAAAAAAGACUCCAACAUUGGGAUCUGCUGAGUCCAGUGAGAAGUCUAAAACACCAAAACCAAGAGGCAUCCAGCUUAGUAUUACUGAAUUUUAUCGCUCAACCAAAGGACAAUCUCAGGAAAAAUCAGGAGGAGACUUAUCUGAGACUUCUGUUAAUCUGGGUGAUGGAUCAUCAAAAGGAAAGAGGAAAGUUUCAAGUCCUAACCUUUCUAAGACCGUAAGACGUCGCCUUUUGUUUGGCUAGGAUAGUUGGAGCUUUUGAAUCUUUUGUCACUGCAAAGUUAAUAAUGUGUUUGAAUUGAGGGGAUGAGGGGAUGGGAAAUGAUAUGAAGGGAUUUUCCUCCAAUUGAAUUAAGGUUUGGUCCCCCUUCCAUCGUUUAAUUAGAGGAAAAUAUUCCUUUUCUUUCCUUUCCUUUCCUUUCCUUUCCCCUAUUUAGCUUAUCAUCUAAUGUUAUGUUUGCUUCUGGACAUGUAAUUGUCCAUAAGUUGCUCAUAAGCUGCAGGCAUUUUGUGAUUAGCUUUUAGUGUUUAGGUUUAUCUGUUUUCUAAUUGAUAGCAUAACUAUGUCUAUCUUCUAUUUGAAGCAAUAUAAUUUCAGUAUCUCU